ACGUCACUCAUUUCCCCCAGUGACCUUGACAAGUCAGAAGCUUGAAAGCAGGGAAAUCCGGAUGUCUCAGUUAUGAAGUGGAGCAGCGGGGGCCCCAACAUAUUUCCAGAAGUCUCCAUCCAGACUGGUGAUUGUAUGCUUGUGUUGCUGCCAGUGGCUGUCUGAAGUGCUUCUCUAGCUCUGAAGGGGUUGGCACAAUGACCAAGUGCUUCAGCCCGGUGCUGCUUCUUGCAUCCAUCUGGACCACAAGGCUCUUGGUCCAAGGAUCUCUCCAGGUACAAGAGCUUUCCGCAAUGCCAUGCAGAAUUAUGGGGGUGACCCUUGUGGAAAAAAAGACAAACCUGCAGCUGAACUUCACAGAAGCCCAGGAGGCCUGUAGGCUGAUGGGACUAACUUUAGCCAGCAAAGAUCAGGUUGAAGCAGCAUGGAAGUCUAGCUUUGAGACUUGCAGCUAUGGAUGGGUUUCAGACCAGUUCUUAGUCAUCUCUCGGAUUCUCCCAAACCCCAAGUGUGGAAGGAAUGGAGUGGGUGUCCUGACUUGGAGUAAGCCUGUCAAGGAAAAGUUUAGGGCCUAUUGUCACAACUCAUCUGAUAUUUGGAUUAACUCAUGCUCUCCAGAAAUUAUCACCACUGAAGAUCCCAUAUUCCACAUCCAAAGUACAACAUAUACCACAGAAAUGGAUGGCAGCGACAAUGUACACCCAACUUCAUCUACUGGUGUCCCUUACUCCACUAAACCUCCUCCUGUUCUGACUUCCACUUCUCCACGAAGAAGGAAAUUAAUUUGCAUAACAGAAGUUUAUAUGGAAACUACCACCACAUCUACAGAAACUGAAUCACAUGGUGAAUAUACAUCAAGAUUCAAAAAUGAAGGUGCUGGGUUUGGAGGUGUUCCCACGGCUUUACUGGUGCUUGCACUCCUGUUCUUUGCUGCUGCAGCUGGUCUUGCCAUUUGCUACGUCAAAAGGUAUGUAAAGGCCUUCCCUUUUACAAACAAGAAUCAGCAGAAGGAAAUGAUUGAAACCAAAGUAGUAAAGGAGGAGAAGGCAGAUAAUAGCAACCUCAAUGAAGAAUCAAACAAAACUGAUAAAAAGCCAGAAGAGCCCAAGAAUCCUCCCAAAACUACAGUGCGAUGCCUGGAAGCUGAAGUUUAGAGGA
Phyllostomus discolor (pale spear-nosed bat) is the source of this 1158-nucleotide messenger RNA. RefSeq names its product lymphatic vessel endothelial hyaluronan receptor 1 (gene LYVE1). Gene Ontology annotation, cellular component: plasma membrane. The transcript is spliced from 6 exons. Gene Ontology annotation, biological process: cell adhesion. The record is from RefSeq and is a predicted model, not a curated record. Lineage: Eukaryota; Metazoa; Chordata; Mammalia; Chiroptera; Phyllostomidae. Gene Ontology annotation, molecular function: transmembrane signaling receptor activity; hyaluronic acid binding. Bases 198 to 1154 code for a protein of 318 amino acids.